Messenger RNA from Owenia fusiformis, 961 nucleotides. The record is from the annotation of a GenBank genome assembly. Lineage: Eukaryota; Metazoa; Annelida; Polychaeta; Sabellida; Oweniidae.
GACAACAAUAUUCGCAACAUUCGAUUUAGCUGAGGCAGAUAUGGAUUUCUACACAGUGACUACGAUAUUCUUAACUGUGGCGACGGUGUUAAAAUUUUCUAAGACUGCAAAGGGAAGGAAAACUUGUGUUUUGGAAGAUGGAGAACGAGCGCUGAAACUUCCCAUUACCUUUUUUCGGAAGAUUCUAAAGAUGAAAGUUGCCCUCAAGGCAUGGACAGAUAGUUUAUCGGUUUGUGAAAUGAAGAAAUGCAAAAUUAUAUCAUCAAACUGUUUCGUGACCGGAGAUGCUGAAUGGGUAACGUUAGUACGUCAGAACGGCAAUUUCAGCAGACAGAUCAAAAUAUGCAUGGAGGCAUGGCAAGCGCUUCUGGGAGCGACAGAACAAAUAAGAAUUAACAUUAAACCCACAGCCCAUAAAAUCACCAUGUCCAGGGAACAGAAUGACGACGACAUCUCCAUGUAUAGAAUCAUUCACGGUUUUGAGAAAGGGGAAUGGUCCAGCGACUUUUCAUCAGUGAAGAUGCGAUGCAUGGAACACAACUUGCGAGAUGUUUCCAUUGAUGUGUAUCCCCUGAAAAAAACAGAUCUCCAUCGUGUUGUUAUUGGAACUAUGACUCACAUCGUCUCUUGGCAUUGCGACGCAUUAUAUCUCUCAAGCAUCGAUUCCCGCACGCCAGAAAACGAGAUCUAUGAAAAGACCGAACUUGUAGCUGAGUAUCUAAAAGAAGCAUGGGAAGGUGUACAGUUUGGACUAGUUAAAGAAGUAUGCUAUGAAUUGAUGCGUAGAAUUGGAUUAGAUGCUGACCCAGAGGAACUUGACCAGGAAAUUAACAUAUGUGUGGCCUCUGCAAUCAUCAUCACCAUCCCAAGCAACCUUUCUUGCUGCACGCCACCCACAACCACUCAUGGAGCCAGGAAAGGGGAGAUGGAUAUUGGAAAAAGUGGAUGGAUCUGUAUGUGA